This is a messenger RNA of Agelaius phoeniceus (red-winged blackbird), 2423 nucleotides long. It is a transcript of the gene DPF2, whose product is annotated as double PHD fingers 2. NCBI's taxonomy places the organism in Eukaryota, Metazoa, Chordata, Aves, Passeriformes, Icteridae. The record is from RefSeq and is a predicted model, not a curated record. Gene Ontology annotation, biological process: nervous system development. Gene Ontology annotation, cellular component: nBAF complex.
GAGCCAAGAUGGCGGCGGUGGUUCAGAAUGUGGUCAAGCUGCUGGGCGAGCAGUACUACCGGGACGCCAUGGAGCAGUGCCACAGCUACAACGCGCGGCUCUGCGCCGAGCGCAGCGUGCGCCUGCCCUUCCUGGACUCGCAGACCGGCGUGGCCCAGAGCAACUGCUACAUCUGGAUGGAGAAACGGCACCGCGGGCCCGGUUUGGCAGCCGGGCAGCUCUACUCGUACCCCGCGCGGCGCUGGCGCAAGAAACGCCGCGCCCACCCCCCGGAGGACCCCCGGCUCUCCUUCCCCUCCAUCAAACCCGACGCAGAGCAGGCCCUGAAGAAGGAGGGGCUGCUGGGGCAGGACGGGAGCAGCCUGGAGGCGCUGCUCAGGACGGAUCCCCUGGAGAAGCGCGCCCUGCCCGACCCGCGCAUGGACGACGACAGCCUGGGCGAGUUCCCGGUCACCAACAGCCGCGCGCGGAAGCGGAUCCUGGAGCCGGACGAUUUCCUGGACGAUUUGGACGAUGAGGAUUACGAGGAGGACACGCCCAAGCGGAGGGGGAAGGGCAAGGCCAAGGGAAAAGGCGUCGGGGGGGCUCGGAAGAAGCUGGACGCUGCCAUCCUGGAGGACAGGGACAAGCCCUACGCCUGUGACAACAGUUACAAACAAAAGCAUUCCUUGAAACCUCCCGACCGAGUCUGCGGGAAGCGCUACAAGAACCGCCCGGGGCUCAGCUACCACUACGCGCACUCGCACCUGGCCGAGGAGGAGGGCGACGACAAGGACGACUCGCAGCCGCCCACGCCCGUCUCCCAGCGCUCCGAGGAGCAGAAAUCCAAGAAGGGCCCCGAUGGGUUGGCCCUUCCCAACAAUUACUGCGACUUCUGCCUGGGGGACUCCAAGAUCAACAAGAAGACGGGACAGCCCGAGGAGCUCGUGUCCUGCUCCGACUGCGGCCGCUCCGGGCACCCGUCGUGCCUGCAGUUCACGCCGGUGAUGAUGGCGGCGGUGAAGACGUACCGCUGGCAGUGCAUCGAGUGCAAGUGCUGCAACAUCUGCGGCACCUCCGAGAACGACGACCAGCUGCUGUUCUGCGACGACUGCGACCGCGGGUACCACAUGUACUGCCUGACGCCGCCCAUGUCCGAGCCCCCCGAGGGGAGCUGGAGCUGCCACCUCUGCCUGGACCUGCUCAAGGAGAAGGCGUCGAUUUACCAGAACCAGAACAGCUCCUGAUCCUGCUCUUCCUCCCCAUCCUCAUCCUCAUCCUCACCCUCACCCCCGUCCCUCCUCAUCCUCACCCCCUCGCCUUUGGGGCCUUUUAUUUCCCCUUUUUUUUGGGUCCUUUUCCCCUUUUUUUUGGGUCCUUUUCCCCUUUUUUCCCCUUUUUUUUGGGUCCUUUUCCCCCUUUUUUUUUUCCUCUGUUUUGGGGUCCUUUUUCUUUUCUUUCCCUUUUUUUUUAAAUUUUCUUUUUUUUUUUCAUCCUCUCGUUCCCUUUUUCCCCUCCAUUUCCCUUUUUCCCUUCUUUUUUCCCAUCCUUUUCUUUUAAACUCUUCCAUUCCCUUCAUUCCACCUUUUUUUUUUUUCCUCCUUUUUCCCAAUUUUGGCUCCUUUUUUUCCCAUUUUUUCCCCUCUUGACAUUUUUUGGGGUGACCCCCCCCAGGGUGACAUUUUUGGGGUGACUUUCAUCUUUUCCUGCCCAAUUCCCAGGAUUUCACCCCAAAACUGACCCCCCUCCCUCAAACUUUCCCUUUUCCCCCUUUUUUUUGGGAAUUCUGGGGCAAUUUUGGGGUUUUUUUUUCCAUUUUUUGAGGGAUUUUUCCCACUUUGAUUUUUAUUCCAUUUUCCCCCAUUUUUAUCCCCCCCCCUCAGGAUGGCUCACGGCCCCUCCCCCACCCCCACGAGGCCUUACCCCUCCCCCACCCCAAAAUGGGGCAGAAUCCCUGGAUUUGGGGAUUCCCCCCCACCCCUCCCCCGCUGGCAGAGAAUGGGGCAAAACCCCCAAAUUUUGGGGUUUUCCCCUGGCUCCCCUCCCCCCCCCAGGGUCGGUUUGGGGUUUGGGGGUGGGGGAGGGGUCGAGGUUGGAUUUUUUGGGGUGAAAAAAGCCCCUUUUGGCCCCAAAACGCCGCUGGGGGGCAGGGGAGGGGUUUGGGGCUGUGGGAACCCCCCCCCCUCCCAAAAUUCCCCAAAUUUCCCCCAAAUUUCCCCCUUCCCCCGGGUCCCGUGGACUGAAUGUGCCUGUUUUUCUAAAAAAACACAAAAAUAAAUGGACUUUAAAGCACCUACCUCCGAGUGCCCCUCCCCCCCUGCACCCCCAAAUCCCCCCGGACCCCCCCGAGAGGAGCCCCCGGGAUGGGCCCCAAAAAAUGGGCAAAAUAACCCAAAAAUGGGCAAAAUAACCCCAAAAAUGGGCAAAAUAACCCCAAAAAAUGG